Cuscuta epithymum is the source of this 1406-nucleotide messenger RNA. NCBI's taxonomy places the organism in Eukaryota, Viridiplantae, Streptophyta, Magnoliopsida, Solanales, Convolvulaceae. The record is from the annotation of a GenBank genome assembly.
UUGUUAACGUUAGGCUUUUCAAGUUGCCGUUGGAGGCAAAGCAUCGAAAUCACCAAAACCAGGACACCCUAUACCUACUCACCUCACCUCACCCCCACCCCAUAUUUCCACUGGGAGUAUAAGAAUUCAUCUCCACCAAUUGCAGGGUCUGAGAAGAACCCAUCAGGCCCCAACAACAUCAUGGUGUGUUUCCUGUCAUGUCUGGGUAUCACAAACAAACACAAACGCCGCAAGUCCAGCAAGAAAAUCCAACCAACAUUCAACAAGGUAGCUGGGAAGUACACACCUCUAGACUGUAGAAUACCAGAUGAACCACAUUCACAAACCAGGUAUGUGCAAUACUAAGAUUUGGGUCCUCACUUCUCAGUACAUCACUCUUUUCUUUCUUUCCCAAUAUUGCUGAACUUAUACUGGUUUAAGUCAUUCCACUAAAUACAAGAUCUUGAUGAGUUUACUUUGGGAAGAAAUCCUAAAUCUGAAUAUGAAAGUUCUUGAUUCUUGGUGUUAUCUUCAUCUUCUAAAUGUUACUGUAGAAAUCUAGUAAAUAAAAAUGUGAGCUUUAUGCGGGUUAAGCAGGAAUACAUGGAAAGACUCACGGGCUCUUAAGGUCAAGAAAAAAGUGAGCUUUAAUUUGAAUGUCCAGAUCUAUGAGCCUUUGCGGCAAGAGUCGAUUAAUUAUGAUUUUUCAUCGGACGGCCUAGAGAAGCUGGAUUCGGAGUACCCUUCAGAUUAUAGGUACUAUAGUUGCAGGGAUAGUUUUGAUGAUGAUGUUGAUGAUGACAUAAGGCUUGAUGAAAGUGAUCUUGAAGAAGAAGAAAUUGAUGAAGAAGAAGAUGGUUUUGGAAAUGAGAAUGAAUUGAUAUUAGGCCAAGGAGACAAUGGCAGGACUAGAAGUAGUGAGUAUUUGGAUUGUGUGCUAAAACCAGUUGAAAACCUCACACAGUGGAAAGCAGUGAAGGGAAUCAGUUUGAAAAAGAACCAGAAGGAGAAUAUUAGAGGAAGAGAUGAAGAAGGUGAAAAGCCUUCAAUUCCAAAUCCAGUUUCAGAUCCUUUGAAAUGCAAACAACAUCAAAACAAGAGGAUACCCCUUCAGGUCGAUGCUAGUCUCUCAAACUGGUUGAUAUCAGCAGAAAAUUAGCCACUGUGUGCCUAGCUGUUUCCUUUGUGGCUGUUCUUCUUCUUCUUUUUGCAAUUUUUGUUACUCCAUUUAUUGAUUCUUUUCUUUAUUGUUGCUUGCAAGUGUGAUAUUGUAAUAUGCACCAUUUUCUAUUUGUAUUUGUUCUAAUUAAUUGCUGUUAACUACGGAGUAUUACACUGUGAUGUGCCACUUUAUUAGUACCUACAUUGUAAUUGUAAUAUGCGCCUAUAGAAUAUUCCUUUUGUUAAAUGUAAGUGAAAUUCCCAAA